AAAUUUCGCGCAAGGAAACUCGUUCUUCUCCUGGCGCGCCAAAUUUCAAAGCACUUCCUGGGGAGAGGAGGAGAUAAGAGUUACCACGGAGCACAAAUAAAAGACUUAUGUAGCGUUUCGCAAAACAUAUACCUUGAUAUUGCGGGUAUGUCACGCUUUUAAUGAAGACCAGCAAUUGAGCAUCUGGCGGGGCUGCUACAUAUCCACUUUUAAUAUUUCGUCUACCUAGAUAUUUAGUGCUGAAAUAUCUGUGCUGCAGUGUUUUAGUUUGUCCUCCAAAUAUUUUAAUAAUUUGUUUUUAGCAUGUCAGAUUUUAUUUACUGGGCAUAAUAAGCAUUCAUAAGGGUCAUAUUCGAAAGUCUUUGUAACUGGAGGAUCUUCGAUGGAGGACGUUUAGCCCAGUGUUAUGUGAGAGGCUCUGCGGUUUGCCGGGUGUGUUGCAGUUUUUCCUGCACAUUUAUUUGUGGGAUGUCAGAAUGUCGUUAGGAGUCCAGCCGUGUUUUCAGCUGUUGAGGAUUGGGUUGUCUGACACAAACAAUAGCAACGCUCAUGGAAACGAGUGCCCAGACUCCGUCCGUGACCUGUACACUUUCCGGCCCGCACUGACCCAGUGUGUGUUCCGUUUGGGACGGGCCCCAGAGUUGUGUGACGUCACUCUGGAGUCCAUGAUCGUGUCCCGUAUCCAUGCAGAGCUCCAUGUGGAAAGAGAAACUGAUGUCUCUGGAGAAGAAAGCUGGAAAGUUCAAGUGAAGGACCGCAGCAGCUAUGGCACAUGGGUAAAUGAGAUGCGCCUCCAACAAGGGGUCUUAAAGGAAAUCUUUGAUGGCGACACGCUCACCAUUGGUGGCCAAUCAGGACGGGCUAGUCCAGAAUUCUACUUCCUCUUCCAGAAAGUACGGGUUCAUCCGCUGGACUUUGAUGCCAUCACUGUGCCCAAAGCGGGUUCCUUCUCAUCGGACAUAAAGAACCGGAUCAGAACGUGCUCGGACCGUAAACCAGACCCCGGCGUGGACAUUUCAAAGCUGUCCAUCAACAGAGCCACGGUCAUCCUCAACUCCAUCGGCAGCCUGAGCAAGAUGAACGGCAGCUGCUGGACCUUUAAAAAGAGCCAGAAAGCGAGCACCUUAAAUACGCCGGUGUUCAGCGCUUUGGCCCCACCCACCACUCCGCCUCCUUUCCAGGCCGCUGGCGAGAUUUCGUCCAAGUCUGUCCCGCCGUCCUCAAAGAGCCGACGCAAGUCUGCCCACACGGUUCUGCUGGAGGACGACAGUUCGGACGAUCCCGCGAACCGCAGAGACCUGGAGGACGGACGCAGGGGACAAGCCAAGAAAAGACGCCGGCUUUACAAAUCAGAGUCAGAGGUGUUUCAGCCCCCUCUACCCAAACUGGAGCAGAACUGCCGGUCACAGUACGAUGUGAGCAAACCCACCGGCGGCAGCAUUUUCAAUAUGCCACCAAACAGGCAGUUCAAUCAUAUUGUGAACAUAUCGAGUCACACCAGAGGCAACGGCAUCAGUUUGACUCCUCUCCGCCAGCAGAAGCCCUGCAUGUCUGGUCCUGGAAGGAGGCCAAGGGCAAACAGCUCUCCGAUAUACACAACCCUCGGGAUGGGAAGUGAGAAUUACAACCUGACCUCCCCGUCAGCGAGGAUGCCCAAGACAGAGAAAGCAAGGGGCAUCGUUUCUCGCUUUCAGGCCUCAACUGGGCGUCGACGUGGAAGGCCUAGAAAACACCCGCUACCACAGCCUUCCCUGCCGUCUCCCUCUUCAUCAUCUUCCUCUAGCUCCAGCUCUUCCUCCUCUUCUUCAUCAUCAUCCUCUGAAGAAGACGAUGAGGAGAUGGCUGUGGCUCAGGGCGUUGAACCCUGUGCAGCGGCUCACUGUCGUCUCCCGCAGCAGGACACCGUGCAGUGGAUCCAGUGUGACGACUGCGAUGCCUGGUAUCACCUCGACUGCUUACCGCACAACCACAACCGAGACUCGCUGCUGUUCGACCCUAAUGCAGACUUCCACUGCGGCUGCCACCGCGCUAGAAACCGCUGAGUCCAGCAAUCAGUCAGGACCGGCCUGGCUUCCUCUCUUGUUUGAGGUUCUUUAAUAAACCAAAUGCUCUCAAA
This is a messenger RNA of Cyprinus carpio (common carp), 2116 nucleotides long. RefSeq names its product transcription factor 19 (SC1), like (gene tcf19l). Gene Ontology annotation, molecular function: protein binding. Gene Ontology annotation, cellular component: nucleus. Lineage: Eukaryota; Metazoa; Chordata; Actinopteri; Cypriniformes; Cyprinidae. Gene Ontology annotation, biological process: regulation of gene expression. The transcript is spliced from 4 exons. Bases 477 to 2042 code for a protein of 521 amino acids. The record is from RefSeq and is a predicted model, not a curated record.